Molecule: messenger RNA, 2526 nt
Organism: Monomorium pharaonis (pharaoh ant)
Lineage: Eukaryota; Metazoa; Arthropoda; Insecta; Hymenoptera; Formicidae
Product: sodium-dependent nutrient amino acid transporter 1
Exons: 9
Coding region: 248-2176 (642 amino acids)
Biological process (GO): sodium ion transmembrane transport
Cellular component (GO): membrane
Molecular function (GO): L-amino acid transmembrane transporter activity
Source: RefSeq, a predicted model, not a curated record
UAUUCUGUCAUCUACCGCCGCGGGGAUAUAUAGUAAUGGUUAUCGUUUUAUUAAAUGAGUUUCCAAGACAUUCGUGCGGGAAAGAGAACAUACCUCGCUCCCCGGUCCGACAGUCAGCUUACGUCGGUAGCAUCAAUAUUCGAGGUAUUCCUUCAAAACCCGGUGGCGAUCGCGUCCCAGUUUCCUGCCUUGAUCGGAGGCCGUUUCCAAUUCUCAUUCGUGUCUCUCAACGUAGCUAUCGUCCGCUAUGUACGAGAUAAGGCAAGAAAAGGAACUGGGUCUCGAUAACGUCGUCUUUCAAAUAGACGAGCCCCACGUCAGGAAUGGCGGGACAAGGUAUUGCCCUGGAAACUCGACGAGCGUCUUGGACGUGCAGGUCAUCGAACCGGAAAAGGAACGCGCGACAUGGAACAACAGCGUGGAAUUCCUUAUGUCAUGUAUCGCCGUGUCGGUCGGUUUCGGUAAUAUCUGGCGAUUCCCAUUUACGGCUUACGAGAACGGCGGCGGCGCCUUCCUUAUUCCGUACGUGAUUCUGCUCUUUCUGGUGGGAAAGCCGUUUUAUUUUUUGGAGAUGAUCAUCGGACAGUUCUCUGGCAAUUCAUCCGUCAAAGUCUGGAGCUUGUCGCCGGCUUUCAUCGGAGUCGGAUGGGCGCAAUUUUGCUCGACCGUCGCAUUGGCAACCUACUACAGUUCGCUGAUGGCGUUGACACUUUAUUAUCUGGUCGCAUCCUUUUCUACCGAAUUACCUUGGGCUACUUGUCUGAAGGAAUGGGGUGACACAUGUGUUGAUUCGAGCUCCAAGAGAAACUACAGCGCGGAAGAAAAUAUUGACGUUCUUUAUAAUUUCUUAAACGGCAGCGGUAAACUUCAAAGUUCGGCUGAACUGUACUUUUCACGAACGGUUUUGCACGAGAAGGAGAACAUCGAUGACGGGAUCGGAUGGCCGGAUUGGAAACUAACACUUUGCCUUCUCGGUAGCUGGGCGGCGGUCUGCAUGGUACUUUUUCAAGGUGUAAAAAGCUCCGGAAGAUUCUCUUAUUUUUUAGCUAUUUUUCCGUAUCUCAUACUGAUCUCGCUGUUGGUUCGCGCGGUUACUCUGGAUGGCUCGCUCAACGGAAUUUUGUACUUUAUUACUCCAAAAUGGUCGAAACUUCUGGAGCCGACUGUUUGGUAUGCCGCCGUAACCCAAUGCUUCUUUUCACUCUCCGUCUGUUUCGGCAGCAUUAUCACAUACUCUUCACAUAAUGGUUUUAAACAUAAUAUUUACAGAGAUGUCAUAAUAAUUACUUCGUUGGACACGGUUACGAGCAUGUUGGCCGGUUGUACGAUAUUCGGGAUUCUCGGUAAUUUAGCGUACGAGUUAGGUGUAGAAGAUAUAUCCAAAGUAGUCAGAGGCGGAGCUGGUCUGGCGUUCGUGUCUUAUCCCGAUGCGAUAGCAAAGUUUAGCGUUCUACCGCAGUUAUUUGCCGUGCUCUUUUUCGUAAUGAUGUUUGUCCUUGGUGUCGGCAGCUCAGUGGGAAUGACUACGGGAAUUAUCACAGUAAUAAAUGAGCAGUUCCCCAAGCUAAAAACUUGGCAAAUUGUAGUCCCAACCUGUUUGUUUUGUUUCUUAAUCGGCACUGUCUACGUAACACCGGGCGGACAAUUUAUUUUAACUCUAGUAGAUUAUUAUGGUGCGUCAUUUGUUGUUUUCAUUUUGGCAUCUUUUGAGAUGGCGGGAGUGAUAUGGAUUUAUGGUUUGGAGAACUUUUUGGAUGACUUUGAAUUUAUGCUGGACCGAAAACCGAGUGUUUAUUGGAGGAUAUGUUGGUUUAUGGUGACACCGUCAAUAUUAAUAAUAAUUUUCAUUUAUACCGUGGCUACCUUAUCACCUUUGACCUAUAGUGGAACACCGUUGCCACAAUACGCGCAAGGUAUCGGAUGGACGAUACUCUGCAUCGGUGUUCUUCAAAUACCGCUGUGGAUGUUCAUUGCGGUGUUGAAGAAUCGGGAAUUGCCAUUCGCACAGAUGUUAAGAAAAGCUUUUGCACCCGCGAGUGGAUGGGGUCCACGAGAAGUACAGCAACGCAAGAAUUGGAUUAUCUUUAAAGAGCAGAGAGCGAGAGACCGAGCGAAAAGAAUUCAACCGAUCUGGAAGCAAAUAUUCUACGUUCUCUUAAACAUGGAACCAAUAUAGAACAUGCGAGUUCUUAUCAACUCGAGAUAUUUUAAAGUUGUUUGAAGUUUUACAGCCGUUUCUACCGCGGCGGGAUCCGCGGCAAAAUCAUAAGAUAAGUUAACGAAUAUAUAUAAUUAUUUGUUUUUUAAUCCCUUAACUGCAUAAGAAUGUUUGGGAAGUUAUUUUGUUCUUUUAUUAUUUAACGUAAUAUACAACUUGAAAAAAUAGCCAGCUAAAUAGUUGCAAUUUGUUUAAAUUAAAAUAAAUGGUAUGAAAAAAUUAUCAAUCCAUACUGCAGUUAAGAGAUUUAUAGUUUUGUGUUUAAAGUCUAGCUCUCGCUAAAUUUUAAGCACAAAUUUCUUAAUUCC